This is a messenger RNA of Lottia gigantea (owl limpet), 1467 nucleotides long. RefSeq lists its product as hypothetical. The transcript has a single exon. NCBI's taxonomy places the organism in Eukaryota, Metazoa, Mollusca, Gastropoda, Lottiidae. The record is from RefSeq and is a predicted model, not a curated record. The coding region runs from base 1 to 1467 and encodes 488 amino acids.
AUGCCUAAGGUCUGUUAUUCCGCUCAACCAUGUGGCAUUUGUGGCAAAAUCGUGCCCUACUCUCUCCUUAUCAAGCAUGUUUUAAAACACAAAAUGAAAUUUACAUGUGGUGUUUGUGGCAAAAUGUUUCCCAGCUACCAACUAUACAGUCAUCUUGCUACACAUCAAGCACCUAGAAAAAAGAAACCUUAUAGAUGUGAUGUUUGUUGUAAAAAAUUUGCUUCAAAGACUGGUUUGACCAUACAUAUCCGUAUACAUUAUGAUGAAAAACCUUUGGCAUGUGAUGUUUGUAGUAAGUCAUUUUCUUCCAGUAGUAAUUUAACGAGACAUAUGAGGAUACACGCUAAGAUUGAUCUUCCCUUUAAAUGUGAUGUUUGUAGUAAAGGAUAUUACACCAAUAGUGAAUUAAUAAGUCAUGUGAGGACACAUACUGGAGAGAAACCUUUUCACUGUGAUUUGUGUAGUAAAUCUUUUAGUAGAAAACAACAGUUAAAUUCUCAUAUCCAAACACAUACUGGCAUAAAACCAUAUCAAUGUGAUAUUUGCUUUAAAUCAUUUUGUAGAAGGCAGCAGUUGACUAAGCAUGUUAUGAACCAUUCUGGAGAGAAACCCUUCAAAUGUGAUGUUUGUAAUAAAGCUUUUGUCUCAAGGCUAAAUUGUUUGAAACAUUCAAAAAUACACACCGGACGUAAACUAUAUCAAUGUGAAUUCUGCAGUAAUUCAUUUGACUCCAAGAUUCAUCUAAAAGAUCACUUAACAUGCCAUGAAGCUGAAAAAAUGCACAAAUGUGAUGUUUGUAAAAAAUCUUUUACUACAAGCCUUGAAUUAUUGAAACACCUGAAAAGUCAUGGCAAAGAGGGAGUCAAUAUUCAUAAAAUGUUACCAAGUAAAAGCCAGUUGUUUCCCCCUUGUGGUGUGUGUGGAAAAAUCUUUCCUAAAACUGAACUUGCUGCACACGUAGAAACACAUUUCAGAUUGAAACUUUUCAAUUGUGAAAUUUGUGAGAGCACAUUUGCUGGUCACAAGGCUUUAUAUCAGCAUUUAAAAACACAUACUGGAGAGAAACCUUUCAAAUGUAGAUAUUGUAGUACUUCGUGUAAAACCAUGCGUUACUUAAAAACCCAUUUACUGCGUCAUGCAGUAGACAAACCUUAUAAAUGUGAUGUUUGUGAUAGAUCUUUUGUUAAAAACAGUGAACUGAAAAGACACUUGAGAUCUCAUACUGGAGAAAAACCUUUUAAAUGUAAUGAAUGUAAUAAAUCAUUUACAACAUUACAUUAUCUAAACUGUCAUAUUGCAACACAUUCAUCAGGACAGAGAUCAAAUAGACCCUUAUAUUGUGAUAUUUGUAAUGAAACGUUUGUUAAAGAGAAAGAUUUUGAAAGACAUUGCAGAACACAUUCACUGACUCUUGCUGUCAAUCAUUUAUUACAAGCUGGUUUUAAUAAGAUACAUCAGGAGAAAUAG